Colletotrichum phormii is the source of this 1974-nucleotide messenger RNA. RefSeq names its product general substrate transporter. The transcript has 5 exons. Gene Ontology annotation, biological process: carbohydrate transport; transmembrane transport. Lineage: Eukaryota; Fungi; Ascomycota; Sordariomycetes; Glomerellales; Glomerellaceae. Bases 211 to 1785 code for a protein of 524 amino acids. The record is from RefSeq and is a predicted model, not a curated record. Gene Ontology annotation, molecular function: carbohydrate:proton symporter activity. Gene Ontology annotation, cellular component: membrane.
GUUCACGCGGAUGCUGCCAUUCACCGGCCAUCAAAGACCGAGCCGAGCAAUAUCUGUUACUCUGAACGCCAAGGAAGAAACGCAACCCCAUGGCACGCUAUGGAUCCCAGACAAAACGAUAUAUAGCAACGGCAUGUCCCGGCCACUUGGUAGAACCUCUGCUUGGGACAUCACCAUCUCGACCAUCCAUCAAACUUCACAUCCUCCAGAAUGGGCCACGCAAAAGAAGCAAACGCCAAAGCCGUCGGUGCUGAACUGGCGGCUGUACUACCAGACAUUGGCCCCUGGUACAAGCAACCUCACAUCCUCCGCCUCAACCUCUGCAUCGCCUCCCUCAUCAUGUGUGCCUCCGCGAACGGAUACGAUGGUUCCAUGAUGAACGGCCUGCUCGCGCUGCCCCAGUGGCACGCCUUCAUGGAGCAACCGACCGGUGCCUGGCUAGGCUUCGUCAACGCCGCCUACUCUCUCGGCAACGUUCUCGUGUACCCCGUCGCCGCGUGGGUCUGCAACAAGUACGGCCGCAAGAUGGGCAUCUACGUCUCCUGGGUCAGUCUAGCCGCCGGGUCCGUCCUGCAGACCGCAGCACCCAACGACGUCGCCUUUGUCUGCGCCCGCUUCAUCAUCGGCUGUGCCUCGGGAUUCUUCCUCUCGGCACCUUUGUUGAUCUCGGAAAAUGCCUACCCUACGCACCGCGGGUUGGUCUCUGCUCUGUACAAUUGCGGCUGGUACUUUGGUGCGGUUGUGGCCGCCUGGGCGACGUACGGCACCAGAAACCUCGACCACUGGGCGUGGAGACUGCCCUCUCUGUUGCAGGUCACUCUCCCCUUGCUCUCGAUCCCCGGUCUGCUCCUCAUCGGAGAGUCUCCUCGGUGGCUUGUAUCGGUAGACCGAACCGACGAAGCGAGAGCCAUCAUUGCUCGGAACCAUGCUGGCGGCGAUAUCCACUCACCUCUCGUCAACUUUGAGAUGAUGGAAAUCGAAGACACUAUCCGGGCCGAGAAGGAGGCACACUCGGAGACAAAAUGGUCGGAUCUGUGGUCCACUCCUGGAAACCGACACCGUCUCUUCAUCUCCGUCAGCUUGGGUGUCUUUGCACAAUGGUGCGGUGUUGGUGUCGUCAGUUACUAUCUGGCCAUGGUACUUUCCUCUGUCGGUAUUACGUCUGUCGACGACCAAACUCUCAUCUCCGCAUGUAUCCAAAUCUGGAACCUCAUAUGCGCAUCCACCGCCGCUAUCAUGGUCGAUAGGGCCGGCCGACGAGGAUUAUUCUUGGCUUCGGGCACCAUCAUGUUGAUCUCCUUCUCCAUUGUCACCGGCCUCUCCGGCAGCUUCGCCAACACCGGCAACGCCCCAACCGGCACAGCAGUGAUUCCCUUCCUCUUCAUCUUCUACCUCGGCUACGAUAUCGCCCUGACCCCACUAAUGGUCUCCUACCCCGUCGAGAUCUGGCCCUACCGCCUGCGUGCCAAGGGCCUCACGGUAGCCCUCAUGGUGAGCAUCGGCUGUGUCUUCUUCAACACUUUCGUCAACCCCAUCGCCCUUGAGGCCAUCGAAUGGAAGUACUACUUUGUCUUCCUCGCUGUCCUCGUCAUCAUGCUCAUCAGUGUCUGGUUCUGCUACCCCGAGACGAGAGGCCGGACGCUCGAGAAUAUGGCGUACAUCUUUGACGGCGAGUCUGCGGAGGUGGGCACGGGUAAUGCCUCGAGCGCGCUGAAGGAGGCGGAGGCUUCCCAUGUGGAGGUCACGCACAAGAGUAAGAUUGUGGAGAUGGGUGCACAUGCAUAGGUCUAGAUUCAUAUGGGUCUACAUGUACUCUGUACUCCGUACGGAGUAGUGGAAAGUCAGGCGUAGGAAGAAGCUUAGUGCCAAUUGAAAUUUAUUGAAGUUUACCAACGUAAGAUACCAGGCCCAUUUGGAAGUGCUUGCCGGGGAUGUUCAACAUGGCCGGGGUGGUUGUCCACGGAAAGUUUCCAC